Molecule: messenger RNA, 4715 nt
Organism: Cricetulus griseus (Chinese hamster)
Lineage: Eukaryota; Metazoa; Chordata; Mammalia; Rodentia; Cricetidae
Source: RefSeq, a predicted model, not a curated record
GGUGUCUUGGCGGAGCCCAAGUCGCCGAGGGGUGGCAGCUAGGCCAGGCGACCACCGGAGUGGGCACCCCGCCUCUGUACCUGCCUUGUUGUGUCCGCGUGCUCCCGCGCUAAAAUAAUUUGGAUUCUCUGCCUAUUUUAUGCAAACAUGAAAACCUGACUAACCGCACUACUAACAUUUGCAAAUAAGUCUAAGGGGUCCCAAAUUUAAAUUAUAGAUAAGGAAGGGCUUGGAAAUCUGAUGAAAUAUGAGUGCUGGAACCCAAUUGGAGAGCACUGGGUUCUCUGCAUCGCUGUACUCAAUCCGGUUAAUUCCUCCACCCCACCCCCAGGGGCUCAGAACGUUUCCUUUGGAAACUUGAAGCUGAUUUGUAACCUGUAAUGUUUCUUCACCCUCUUGGUAAAGUUUUUCCUUUCUGUGGUUUGUGGCUUACAGCAUUUUAUAUCCUCCCCCCAGUCCCCAGGGGCAGCCGAUGAAUUGCUUAUGAAUGCUACUUGGGACCUCACUCUGAACAUUCUAGUUAUGUUGCAAACAUGAUUUUAAUAUCCAGAGAUGAAAAUUACAGCAAAAACAUGAAGUUUUUCUUUAAAAGCAUUUCAUAUCCUGGUUUUCUUGGAAGUCAACAUUUCAUUGUUUCACUAGCGUUGUUUCACUAAUAAUCAGCUAAUUAAUCAUGUGUCAUUUUAGAUAAUUUAUAAAAAUAAUGCUAUCAUUGUCCAUCAUAAAUGGUUUACAACUUGGAGUUUGUAAUGAUAAUUUUACAUCUGAAAUGCAAAAUUUGCAUCUUAAAAUGCGUUGUAAGUUCUGCUCAAUAGAUUUUAAUUGUUUUGCCCAUACUCAGUACAAGAAUAUACUACUAUAAGCAAAAGUAUAAAAACAAUAUAAUUUUAUACUUUUAAAUUAUACUAUAGGCAAGCACAGAUCCUUACAACUUUGUUAUUUCUCUCUUUCAUCAGUGUAAUUUUCCAGAUGGGCACAAAAACACACACUGAUUUAUUUCUUGCUGUACCUUACUAGUUUUUCAGUGUUGUUUUGCAAAUUAUUGACAUAGAAGCACAUUUUAUCAUAAACUCAAACACUGACCUAUAUGUUUCUAAUGGGGAGAUUUUUAAACAAACGUUGGCUCUAUCGAUUCUAGUUCUUCUCUGAUGAUUUUCAUAGUUUUGAUGUCUUAUUUCGCCUUUUAACGUCUCUGCUUCUGUCAGCAUUCUCCUGCAUGUCCUUGCUUGAUGCUUUCUGGUCCUGCAUGCAGCUAGAUGUCCCUAGGAUUUAGGAAACAGGAACCCAGUGGUAACCUUCCUCACUUCUAUAAUCAGAAAACCCUCUGGGUAAAUGACAGCAGUUUGUCUGAAAAAUAAUAAUGGCGUUAUUGUUUUGAACUCCUUCAAAGAGAUAAUUUGCAACCUGAAGAGAUAAUUUGGAACUGGCUAAAGAAAGAAACUAAAAACCAAGAAAUGCCUCCUUCCACAAACAAAGAACUGAUCCUUGGCAUCAUGGUGGGAACUGCUGGAAUCAGUUUGCUGGCCUUAUGGUACCACAAGGUCCGUAAACCAAGGACAACAAUGAAUUUGCCUAAAUUUCUUUCCCUGGGUAAGAAAUUCGAUUCACUAACUUUGCAAGAUGAAACACACAGUGAACAAGGAUCAUCAGUGGUCUUUCAAAGAAGGCAACUUCAGAUACUGGAAAAGUUAAACGAAUUACUGACCAACAUGGAAGAACUUAAGGAGGAAAUCAAAUUUCUGAAAGAAACGAUUCCAAAGCUGGAGGAAUAUCUACAAGAUGAACAUGGAGGGAAGGUAACAGCUCAUAAGAUCAGUCCUCAGCACAGAGCUAGAAGAAAAAGGAUGACAACAGUUCAAAGUGCAGCAACAAGUAAUAGCUCAGAGGAAGCAGAAAGUGAAGGAGGCUGCUGGAAAGAGGACCCACGCUCCCAACAAAAUUAUCCUGAAGAUCUAGUUCCUCCACAACACGAGCAUCAUGGAUCCUCUUGUAUUUUACAACCAAAAGUAGCUCUGAGUUUCAUAACAUGUCGUCCUUCUUCAACAUGUAAGAUAAGUAGAAAAUUCUCUUGUUGCUCAAGUGCAUCUAAUCACUUAUUUGGCUCUAGAGGAAUACACACCUUACUGACAAGACUUCAAAGGAGAUGGAGACAGCCAAGUAGAGUUAACUUUGAUUCUCAGGAAGACAUAACUUCCAAUGCCACAAGAUCCUCAGGUUUCUUUAGUGCCAUUACAUCUCGACGAUAUUUUUCAUCCCGCAAGCUAAGUGUAGUUUCCUGUUACAGGAAUAGCAUUCUCUAUGAUCCUCCACAAGGCAGUCUGAACUUGCCUUGUGCAAACGAAAUUAAAGGCUUUCCUAAUAAGUCAACUAAUAUUGAUGCUCAAAAAAAUAUAUGCUUCUCUAAUUCCGAACGUGGCAAUAAACGCUUUCCAAAUUUGGAAACAAAAGCCGUUUCUCCAGGCCAAUGGACUAUUGAGAGAACAUCUUACCUACCAAGCCUAAUGGCAUCCCGCUUUUCUCUUCCAACUGUUCUUUCUUCUUCCAGUCAAACAAAUAUAUCAGUUGCUGAUGGCCCAGAGAAUGGCCAACUACAUACGGAUUCGGAAGAUGCCCUUCAUCACAGGUCUCAGAGACACAGUAAAAAUUACUCUCCAGGUGACAUCGAACAACUUCGGUCUCAGAAUAUAACUUCUGCCGCGGAUGUCAAUACCAUAAUUGUUGAAGUUACCUCAGGCCCCUUUGCUGCUUCACCUCCAGAUGAAGACACACCUUCACCUAUUGCAAUGACUGGAAUAAGGUCACCUAGAUUUUCCUUUCUCUGAGAAUGGCAGCUCAAAUCAGAAAAUUUCCCAGAAAUCAGUCUCCAAAGUCACUAGAAACCAGUCCUCAUUUCUCUUGGGAAUCUGUUCUUACAGCUGUACUGCAGUGGGGGAAAGAGAUUUCUGUAUUGUAGUCAAAGUGUAAUAGGGUCUGGUUUUGAAAGGUUAUAAACAUUUUUAGAAUGUGGAAGCCAAAGAUGAUUUCAUGUUUCAGGCUUCUGUCAGAUUACACUGCAGAGAUUGGCUAAUCCUGGCUUUCUAAGUGAAUAUUAUAUAUCAGAGUCUCAAAAUGACACUAAGUUUUUAUGUGUAACUUACCUGAACAUAAUUUGUCCUCAGAGUACAGUGCUUCCUUUCAUCCAAAUCACUGGAGAUGGUAUCCUUAUAUGAUAUGUGGUUAUGAUGAUUGACUCAUAUUUUCAUUCAUAUCAGCUUUUACCCAUCAGAAUUCUCACAUACACAUCACACUGACAAAAGUUUUCAUUAACAUAAGAAUUAAAUAAGGUAAACAGUAACAUAAUGGGAAGAAGUAGCUUAUUUAGAACCCAGAUUUUUAAUUACAUUGAUUUAUUUGGGGGUGGUGCAUAUACAUGCCAUGGUGUAUAUAUGGAGGCCAGAUGACAGUCUUUAGGAGGUCAUUCUCUUUACCAUCCAGGUCCCAGAUAUCAAAUGCAUGUCAUCAGGCUUGGUGAUAAAUACCUUUAUCUGUUGGGCCAUCUCACCAGCCCAUAGCCCAGAAAUUUUGACUAAUAACUUAUUCAGUAUUUGUAUAUGUACAAAUCAGGGAACUCAAUGAGCUAUGGAAUCAGAAAUUUAAGUGUGUGUGUGUGUGUGUGUGUGUGUGUGUGUGUGUGUGUGUGUAUGUAUGUAUGUAUGUAUGUAUGUAUGCAUGUGUGCAUAUAUGUGUGUGCCCCUCAAAACUGUAUUUUAACUAUUUUUUAUUCUUUUUCAGUAGGCAAAAGUUAUAUAAGUACUCUCCCAAAAGUGAUGAGUAGAGAGAUAAUUUAAGCAACUAAAAAGCAUUUGUUUGAAUAUAAUUAGACUUUGUUCAAAAAAGGGUUUGUGUUGUUUUCAGGUAUUUAUCAUAGUAAAAUAAAACCCCAAUCAUUAGGUUGAAAUGUUACUUUUACAUGCAAGGGUUUCUACUCAUCUUAGCAUAUCAAAUAUUUAUUUUUAAUUUUAAAUGUAUUACUUGCAAUGAGCAUGAAAUUUAUGUAUCAUUGAAACCAUUCUGAGGUGUGUAGUUCAGAGGUAUUAAAUAUAUCCACAGUGUGAUAGGACUAACACCACCACUUAUUCCCAUGGCUCUUUUCGUCUUGUAAAACUCAAGUUCUACACCCAUUAAAUAAUAGCUCUCUGGUUCCUUUUCUUCCCAUACCCUGUCCACUAACCUUUUGUUUUCUAUGAGUUUGACUAAUUAAAUGGCUCAUAUAAGUAUAAUUGUUAGUAUUUGUCUUUUCCAACUGACUUAUUUCACUUAGCAUUAUGUCAUCAAAGGUUUAUGUAGUAUAUACCAAAAUAUCCUGUCUUAUUUUGAAAGGCUGAAUAACGCCCUAUUUUAUUUAUGAAUUACAUUUCACCUGUGUUUUCAUCUGUCAACAGAUAAUUUGGGUUUCUUCUGUGUUUGUACUGUGGUAAUUCCACUAUGAACUUGGGUGCAAAUGCUCUUUGAGAUGCUGCUUUUUAAUGUCUUAUUAGCAUUUAUCAAUUAUACAUAAUAAUGAGUUUCACUGUGACAUUUUUAUACAUGUACACAAUGUAUUUUGAUCCUAUUUAUUCUUACCUUCUUGUUUCCCUCUUCCUCUGAUCCCUUUUUCUUAACUAGCCCCUCACUUGUAUUUCAUCUCUUUUUUUUUAUUACUCAAUUUCAUUAUGGUUACUAUGGGAAAAUGAGGA